CGUUUGAUUGACCCCGAAAAGACCUAAAUAAUUUUCUACGAAGCGAAUGUAGUGCACCAAAUUGAGCCAUGGAUACUGCAUUUCCAUGAAGCUUCAGGGUGCAACGCCUAAGUGUAGUACAAGCAAUGGAUAGAUAUUUUUUCACUUCAUCUAAAAACUGAAAUGUAGCUGCAAUUUUAAAUGCAUUUUUAGCAUCUUAAAGGCCGCCUAAUCGAGGCUACAGAAAUCAAAGAUGGCAGCCAGCUUACGAAUAUCUCUAAAUAACAUGGAAAACGGAGACAUAUCUUCAGGUGUUUUGAGUAGUAAGGAACGUGACCUUAAAAGGCAGAUGGAAAAAUUACACAGAUGCUAUAUGAAGAAAAAAGAAUGGAAGGACAGCAUGCGUGUCGUACAGCAGAGCAUGUCACGGGAGAAGAAGAUGCUGAUGGAGACGGAUAAAGAACCUGGAUCGUUAAGGUCGUGUUUGGACCGGUUACAAAGCUGUAUCAAAGUGGUCAGUCAACAGACGCUGUUGGAACGCCUGGAAACCACAUCACGCCUAGUGGACCUGUCAUUUACGCCACCCACCGGAACAGAAAAUAGUGCCAUCAUCAGCAGCGAAAUGUUCCGCAUCGAGAUCAUUUUUGACCCAGGGGGGCUGGUGAAGGACGUCCGAAUUAGUCAUCAGGGAGAACCAACUAGUUGUGAUGAAAUAACAGAAGUUUUAAGACAAGGAAAUUUUGAUGAAUUCAUCGUCCAUCUGAAAGGAUUGCAGAGUAUUUAUAACAUAUCAGGGGACAGGAAGCAGAAAUCCAAGGCGUACUUAGCUCUUCAGGCUCUGGAAACAGAUCUGAAUAGUUUGGCCCAGUUACAAAGUUCCAUCAAAGGUGUGUCCAACUGUAUUCACAAGAGUCCUUUAGGAAUCCUUUUGCCAAGGAAAGGAGGUUGCCCUAUGAAGCUUGUAUAUUUUGUUUCACCCUAUGAUUUGCUUAACAAAAGGACGAGGUCUCCACACCCAAUGACCGUCGAAGCAAUAACGGAGCACGGUCUUGGACAGAGCGUUACUGUGUGUAUUGAGCCUCACUCUCAUCGCAGACUCCAGACCAUCCCCCUGAUGAGCGUCAUCCCUCAGGAUGGCAAAAGUUUGCCGUCCUUCCAAGCCCUAUCCCAAGUCAACAGCACCAGUCUGCCAGCCUGCUUUACGCUGAUGCUGGCCAGACCGAUCCCAGUGGCCAUGUCUGUCAUUCACGCUAUUCAGGAAGUCACAGAUAUUGAUGUGAUCACAGAAGGUGAGCCUGAAAGCUUACUCAAACUCAUACUCGCUCAGUCCUCAGGCGGCAAACUCAGUCCCGGCUCAGAGUUCUUUGUGACAUUGCCGGACCAGCAGCAUGCGUACUACCUGCGAGACAUUGGAGAGAGCUCUCUGGACCAAACCGCCAAAAUGGUCAGUCGAAUUCCGUUUACGCAUCCCACAAACGUCGCCAAUAUUCUCAACCUGCUACGCCAACAGCUUCUAUUCAACACCGUCAUUAGCAGCUGUAUACGACCCUACGCAAAACAAGAUCUGAUGUCCUCCGUGGUCUUCGAGCUAGUCUGUACGUCCCUCCAACAGUUUACCAUCAUGUUCGAGCAUCCACUCCAAGACACAAUGGUCACUGCUGAGGUUGACCUUAGUGACAUCACAGGGGUCAAGUUCAAGGUCAGUAUUGGAGAAGAUGGAGAGGAUCUGCUGUCGGAUGAUGCUGCUUCAAAAAUCUUCCAGAGAUGCUGGUCAGUCCCAGUGACUCUGCGGUCCAUUAUACACAAAGUCUCGGAGCAACUACGCAAGGAACCCUCUCCAGAACCGGUUGCCAUGGAGAUUGAACAGCCCCCUUUUGUCAUGCCUCAAGAGGUCACGUUUGCGACACCCUAUCUUCCGGCAAUGGACAGCAAAAGUAUAUCAAGUCCAGGGAACAUGGUGUUACCGAACGCAAAGAUUCCACAGGGAUACGGCGGGAUACCUCCCAACACCACGCAAGGUGCUAUGCUGCCGCCACCCAUUGUGGAAGAUUCCAAGAAAUUGGACGACGAUGUGCCUAGCAGUAAUCCUCUGUUAGUGACAUUAUUAGAUCAGGAUUCUCCCGACCCGGAUCCACCCUCUGUCCCGGAGAGUCCGAUGUUGUCCAGGUUACUGGAGGAUUCCCCCUCCAAUAACAAUACAAACUCCUCACUCAAUAACAAUAAUAAUGUGGCUAACUUGGCCUCUAGUGUCCCCGCCCCCCUCAAACCAGGCAGGGGGCGACCCCCAAAGAGAAAGUCAGUGACCGACCCACCCAAAGGAAAGAGUCCAAAGCAUAGACUAACGGAUAACGAAUACCAAAGCCAGUCGUUGUCUUUCGAAUCAUUAACAAGUUCCUUUGAUUCAGAUUUUCAGAAUGCCAGCAUGGACUCGCAACGUUUUCCCCAUUUUUCAUUAUCGUCGCCCAUUGACUUGACGGAUGAUUCUGUGAAUCCGCUUCGGGGACUAGAGAACACGCUGGACAGCAUCCAAUCGAAGCAGUCCAUGCACCAUUCUAGCGACCCGUUAGCAAAUCUGACUAGUGAACUAGAUUCAAUUCAGGACGUCAGUAUUUUUAGCCAAACGAAUUCUGUGCCAAAAAACAUGGCAAGGUCUACCUCUCUUGAGGGUAUCCUCAACAGGUCGGGGGAGGUGUCACGGACAAAGGACCUACACAAACCUCAUCACCUUCAGGACAGCGUGCCCACUAACCAGGCUCGUAAGACAUUGGUCAGACAGAAUUCUGUGGGCAAAGUAGCUCAGUACCAGCACCAAAUCUCUAUCGACUCUAACGACAGUUUCAAAGCAGGCAGCAAUUUAUCGUUCUCUCGUUCAACCAGUUUCACCCACGGGAACACUAGUGACAGUGACACGUCGCUUUAUUCCACCCGCUCGUUCGACCUGUCCGACUCGUUCAAUAACCUGAGUCCGGUCAGUAACUCCUCCAUCUCCCGUCACGACAUUGGUGGGGAUUUAACGACGGAGUUCAAACCGGAACUGAAACUAGGUCACAAGGAUCUCCGGUCUCUGCUGAUGAGCUCGCCGAACGAAAACAGCUUGUUGCAGAGCGAGAAGUUAAAAAUUAAAAAUACCAAAGGAAAAAUGAGGAUGAAGCUUUCGGGAAUUAAGAAUUCCGAUUUACUUGGGAUCAAUCGCAAGAAGUCUAGUGCUGAGGCGUAUGACUUUAACAGUGAUGAGGAGGACAGUAAUGACUUGUCCAUGAUCACUGCGUCCCCUACGGGUCUACAGCUUUUCAACAAAUCAAAAACUGCGAAACAUUUGCUGAAUAAAAUAGGAAAAGGUGACAAGUUGAAAAAGAAGGAAGCGAAAAGUACCGAACCCGGGAAAAGAAAACGGGACAAGAAAGAGAAGGAGCACAAGAAGAAGAAACGCUUGGAUAGCAACAGUCGCGCCACGUCUUGUGAAAUGUAUAGUGCUACCCCAGUGGAGAGCGAAGAUAAAACAUCGACUAAGCUCAAGAUCAUCAAAUCUGUUGGGGUAUCGAUGGAAAACAGUCCAAGAUCUUCACCAUCAGGAAGAGAAAAAGGCGACGGAACGAGAAAAUCUAGCAUUAACAGUCAGAAAUCACUAAAAAAUUCCCAUAAGUCACUUUCCAUGACGAGUGUUAAUGUGAGCAAGGAGGACUCAAAGCUCAUGACCAAAACCCCCAAAAUCAAGUUAAAACCUAUCGCCAUACCCCCCAGUUCUGCUGUGUCCAAUGCUAAAACCCCCACACCUACUUCCUCCCCGGGCUCUGCUACUCCCACCUCAACAACAAUAGGUAGGAUAGGGGCAGUGUCCAUUCUCACCUCUGGAAAUUCCAAAGCUGGAGGGACAACGCCUUCCCCGGGAAAAGUGUCCACUCCAACUUCAGCAAAAACCCAACCCACGUUCGGAGGGUCGAAAUCUUUUCCCAGCAAUAAGUCUGUUGCCUCAUCAUCUACCUCACUCAAGGCCGCGUCCGCAGAGAGGAAACUGUCCCAAAGCGGCCGAUUGUCUUCUGGAAUUUCCAAAAGCUCAAACGGGAAAUACUCCAGUGAUCGGAAAAGUGGCUCCCCGUCUGUUUCGGGAAGCAAGAGCGGACUGAACUCUUCUAAGUCAUUGAACUCCUCCAGCAAAGGGCAGUCAUCCAACUCAUUCAGUAAAAAUUCCAAUAAUCCCCUCAACUCCGUUUUGUCCUUCUUGAAUCCAAAAGAUAAAGGUUUGUCCAGCCUUCCGCGCAUUCCCAAGAUCAGUUCAGCUUCUUCAUCUAACAACAACACCAAACCCACUGUGUCUGUCACGUCGACAUCAGUUUCUACGACGACUUCUGUGUCGACAAGCGUUGCAGGAAUGUCGAAAUUAACAACUGUGAACUCGCAUUCAAACACAAAAGUUAGUGUCUCUAACAACCCACAUCAGGGAGGGGUCAGAAACUCCCCAAACACUCCAGGAACACCAAAGAAUUUUCCAGCAAACUCUAAAAAUAGUGCAAAUUUAAAUUCAAAAAGUACUUUAGUGAACUCUCCCAAUGUCAGAGGAAGCCAGAUGGGGAGCCGAUCUCCAAGUGUGAAUUCUGCCAACAAUAAGUCACCAAGUAGUUCAAAUGGAAAAUCUCCCCUCAGUCAUACUUCUAACAAGCUGGGAAUCAAUGGCCGACCACCUUCCAAUUCCAAUCCUCCUAAAAUCCCUGUGGGCAGUAAUACCACUCAUCCCCUGAAGACCCCUACCCCAGGGAGUGGGCACAAUAAUGUCAGUCCCAACAUCAACAAGCCCAUUCCUAUCAGUACCCCUCCCCCCACCACAACCAUUAACAAGUCAAAUCCACAGACAUCCUCCCCCAGUAGCUACCCACCCAAGGCUACCCCGACCGGAGACCAGUCCCCCAGUGUGUCGAACCUUUCAAGAAAUAGUCCACUCCUAAGUCAGGGUCCCCCAGGGAAAACCCCCAACCUUGUCACCAAGGUCUCGGAGUCCCCCAAGUCUAUUUCAGUAACGACUGCCAGCAAGGUGACCAGUCCUAUCAUGGUCAGUACUGACACUCCCCCCAAGACCACCACCCCAGGGUCCAUGGUCUCCCCCACUACAAGCUGCCCCUCCUCCAACGCCAAGAUGCGCCCCCGCAAAAGUUCCCUGUCUGCCGUGAUCGACAAGUUAACGAACGCCAAAGUGCCUCACGGAGUGGGAGGGGAGACAAAUCGGCAGAAUUCAUUGGACGAAGGAGGGGAGCAGGCCAAAGGGAAAACAGAGAAUGCUUUAGAUGGCCUGGAUAAGGCCAGCAAUGGAUUAGAGAGGCAGUCGGUGUCAGAACCAAAGAAGGCUGAUUCCAGUGACAAAAACCUUCCUUCCAGAGAUUCCCCAAGUGGGAUUGAUAAGAAUAAGGAUUUAAAAAUUGUGGACAAUUCCAGGAAUUUGUUCGCCUCACUUCUAAAGAGUGCUUCGGAGAAUUUCACUUCCAAACACGACAAAGAUGACAAGGAAAAUGUAUCAAAAAGUGAGACUGGCGGAAAGCCUGGGGACUCUAGUGAGGAUGUAGAUUCUAAAGCAAAAGAUUUAUCUAUGCAGUCUGUCUGUAAGAAAUCACCCAAAGUGAUUCCCAAAGUGAAUGGUGAGACCAAUGUGACAGUGGACAACAGUAUUCGUAAAGGGGAGGGGGACGUUUUCAAAGUGCCGACACCAAAGAGCGUCGUUUCUGUUGACGAGAACGAUUGCGAGGACAUUGAGAACAUGUCGGUGCGACGGAAAGCUCGCAUCAGUACGACUAAACCUGUGCUGAGUCCGGCAAGCUCUGGAGGAAGUCCCGAAAACCUGAUCAUCGACUGUCAGUCGCCGCGCCAACACGGCAAGAACAACUCGCUCAACUCGCCAAAGUGCAUCGUGGAUCUCAACGACGAAAACAAGAAACUGUCACCCGUGACCGUAGUCAAUAAUCGACAGAAAACCCACACCCCGUCACCUAAACCUAGACACUCCCCAAACCCCUCCCCAAAGUCCGUUCAGCACAGCUCGCCGGCGGGAAUGUUGGAGAUAGACGAUGAUUUAAUGAACGAAGCCAUCAUGGGCUUCACCAGCUGAUAAACAGUUGGGCUCUGUGUUAGGUGAUACAGAAUCCAUAAUCCUCAUCAUGGUCUUUGUAGGAAAUUCUUCUUAGUUCAAGAUAAUGGUACUUACUCAUCAAAUGGCAAUAUUCUGGAGUGUUUGUGACCACUGUCUUGUCCUGUAGCAAUUCUUGUGUGAAUGAUGUAGUCAGGGAAAUAUUCGCCCCUGUUUAAUUUUCGCCCCUUUCACCCUUGUUGUCAGCUGGCAAAUUUAAGACUUGGCAAAUUCAAAUGUUUUUUAUUAUCUCUCUUUAAAGACAACUGCUUCUGAGCAAAUUCAAGACGGAGCGAAACUGUUUGCAAUUGUAGAUGGGCGAAAAUUAAACGUGGUGAAAAUAACCCUGUAUACAGUAGUGUAGUCCAUGUCAUAUAUAAGUUGUAUUGUUAUUUAUUUCAUUGUUCUCUGUGUUUCAAGCAAAAGUUAAGAAAAAAUUUUGAUUACGCCAAGUCUUAAAAUGGCAAGAAACUAUAACUUAAUAAAUGUUUUGAUACACUUAAAAAAAAUAUUAUGCAUAUAAUAGUCAAAUUAAAUGGUGCUUGUUUGAAAACAGAAAAUUAACAUUCACAUUUUUAUUUUUCUUGAAAUUUGUGCAUCUAUUCUUCAUUCUAUUUUUUGUGCCAGGGCGUUCGGUUGGGAAAUAUAAUAUUGUUAAAGUGCAGCUGAAAAAUAACAAGAAUAAUAGGAAACAUAAUUCCAGUAUUUACCAGUCUAAAUGUUCAUUUUCCAUAGUUGACGACGAAGUCCCUUUACUUAUUGUUCAAAAGGUGUAAAACCUGACUCAGAACCUUUUAAAACCUGUUCACUUUCUAGUCUAGAGUAAGUAAGGUUUGAUUUUUAUAUAGGCCUUUAGUUGUUUCAUCACUUAAGGUGCAAAACCCCUUUUCUAAAAGUAUUGUAAUAUAAAAAAAUGUGAUUGCAUUGCACACUGAUUUAGAUUAAGUGUGUAGUGCAAGAGUUUAUAAUAGUUCAUUUUGGUCUCGCUUAAAAUAAGUGAUUUGUAUUUUAGUUAGAGUUAUCCCCCUUUUCACAGGAAUGUUGCACCUUAGAUUAGGUUGGGCAAAAACAAAUGAAAGAAUCUUAACCAAACAUUUCAAAUAUUGUGCAGCAGGCAGGCAUUUUACUUAUUUGAAAUAAUUAAAAAUGGAAUUGAAAAUAGAAAAUUUGACUGAUUCCCCUUUUCAUUAUUGCAUUUAAAUAAAUCAGUGCUGUAUCUCUUGACUUAUUGCUAUGGUGCCAGAUCAAUUCUACAUUUUUUUUUAUGUUGGCCUAACUUACAAAAAUGCAUUAUCAUCUUUUCUCAUGAUAAAAGCUGGUAUCAAAAAAUUCAUUUGUGGUUGAGUGCCAUAACGUUUUCCAGGUUGCCAUAGCAUUUAGUAAACCAGCAACAUACUACCAGGGAUUAUAAAUAUGUGUUCUUCUGAAGGCAAAUACUGAACCAAGCCAUUUAUAUUUAGAAAUGUUUAAAACACUUUUUUUUUGGGAAGGUUGGGGGGCUUGUUUUUUUAUGUGAGAAAACUAUGAAUCACAUUACCAGUAUACCUAUUGAUGUGUUUAGAAACAAAAAUAUUCAAUUUGUAUUGGCAUGUUAUUUAAAAUGUGGAAAACAUGCAUUUUAGUCACUUAUUAGAGUAUUUAUAUAUUUUUAGAAAAAUGGGGGUGGGGGUAAAUACAAAUGUACAUUUAGAAAAAGAAAAUGUUUGUACUUUGAUGGAUAAGUAAUUAAUACUCGUUUGUAAUUGAUAUCUGAGACAUAUCAAAUUUGAAAUUUUGAUUUUUUGAGUAUACUGCAUGAUUUAUUUAUUGGGGUUGUAACACUUCGAGAGAAAAUUACCCUGUGAAAUCUAGAAUUACGAAUUUGUGAGCAAUGAAAUUAUCAUUUUAUGAAUUAAUGAAUAUGCAUUAUCAUAUUUAUUGGACAUAAAUUGUUAUAUUUAAGUUUUAUUUGGAGUGUUUAUUAUCUGUGUUGAUUUGUGUAUGUUACCGUUUUGGAGUUAUUUCCCCUGGUCAUCAAGCAAUUUUGUUUAGAUAUUGUCACGUGAUCAUUUGUCAUAGACCGUGUAUAUAUAUAAACUCAGAUAUAUGCACCUCACUCCUGUCUGUAUAUAUUUGUAGAUAUCAUCUGUUGAGUUCUUUCUUUUCUUUUUUUUUUAUUUGUAUGAAAUAUUUAAAAAAAAAAGGAGAAACUAAUCAGCAACUUAAAUGUGCGUGUGAAAAAAAAUGUCUUUAUAUCUGUAAGUAAAUAUACUUAUAUAUACAUAUUAUAUAUAUGAAAUUAUAUAUUCUUCCGAUGUGGGAGGAUUUUUUUUAUGAUAUAUCCCUAUGUAUAUAUAUAUAUAACAUGGGAGCUACGUCUGGCUGAUCUGUCACACACCAUGCUGUUACGAUAUGGUUCUCUCUGUUUCGUAUGCUGUAUCAUUUCCGUUUUAGAUUUUAUACAAUAUUAAAUUGUACAAGAUGAUUUUUAUUAUCUAUGAUCAUGUUUUUACGUGUUUCUGAGGAAAAAAAUACAGCUUUUAAUUUGAAACUGUAGCUGUUUAUUGAAUACUGUCAUUAUAAUUAAAUGUAAAAAAUUAAAAAUGUUUAAAA
Messenger RNA from Magallana angulata, 8680 nucleotides. RefSeq names its product mediator of RNA polymerase II transcription subunit 1-like. NCBI's taxonomy places the organism in Eukaryota, Metazoa, Mollusca, Bivalvia, Ostreida, Ostreidae. The coding region runs from base 233 to 6070 and encodes 1945 amino acids. Gene Ontology annotation, cellular component: mediator complex. Gene Ontology annotation, biological process: regulation of transcription by RNA polymerase II. The record is from RefSeq and is a predicted model, not a curated record. The transcript is spliced from 17 exons. Gene Ontology annotation, molecular function: transcription coregulator activity.